CAGCAGCUCACCUAUGGUGGAAAUUCGGUUCUAUCUAAACGUUCUCGAGUCACUGCCUGGUUGAAAAUUGUAUGCUACCACCAAAUACGAAUACUGAAGCACUUUUUCUGAAACCACGUGCACCAUUCAAACUGGCUGCCUUCAACGUUAGCACACUUAUGCAGGUCGGACAACAGAUAGGGCUGGCUAUGUCUUUGAAGACAGGACUUACUAUGGCGUUCUCGCAGUCGUAUGGUAAUCGACACUGGGUUAUGAAUAAAUUAAAACAUACACUAAAGGGAUUCGCAAUGAAAUCGGCUAGUUCCCUUAGUAAUCUAGGAUGCAUUUCAUCGGAUCCAGUGGAUUUGCCUAUAUCAAGCUUGUUUAGCAGACCAAAGACAUCGAGUUCUUUAAUGGUCACAUAAUCAAGUUUAUGUAGGCAUCUGCACGCUCUCCAAUCAUCCGUAUAUAUUGUAGUACCGGUUGUAGCCAGUGUUACUGGUGCUUUUAUUAUCC
Schistosoma curassoni is the source of this 495-nucleotide messenger RNA. NCBI's taxonomy places the organism in Eukaryota, Metazoa, Platyhelminthes, Trematoda, Strigeidida, Schistosomatidae. The record is from the annotation of a GenBank genome assembly.